Molecule: messenger RNA, 345 nt
Organism: Cetraspora pellucida
Lineage: Eukaryota; Fungi; Glomeromycota; Glomeromycetes; Diversisporales; Gigasporaceae
Source: the annotation of a GenBank genome assembly
AUGUGUUCAAAAGAUCCAUCAGUGCUCCUAUGCUUGAACAAUGAAGAACUUGUAAUCCUUAGUUUUCUCUGUCAGCUUCUCAGACCAUUUGAAAAUGCCAUUAAAGAUGAAGCAGAAUUGUUUGUUAAUAAUAUUCAGGAAAAAAUUAUUUCAUAUAGAACAAAAUAUUCAACUGCUGUUGAAGCUAGUGAACUUUCUGAAGCUAUUAAAACUGUUAAAAUUAAUGAUAUUUCUGCAAAUAGUUUCUCAUUUUUUAAGAGAAAAAUAACAAAUAAGCAAAAAUGUCUAAAUACAAUUGAAGCUGAAUUAGAAUUAUAUGAGAUUGAGCCCCUUGAAGAAAUCUGA